UUUGUUCUUACCCAAAAUUGUGUCUGAAAUUCAGGCGUACAAAGAUCCUUAUUUUGGUUUUUUUCAGAUGCUGUCUUCUUAGUUAGAGAGAUCCACUGAAGAAGAAGAACAUCCAUGGCUGUAAUUCUGUGAACAAGAAGAGCAUCCAUGGCUUCCUCUAGCUUCCAAAAAAACAAGCAUCCUCUUUUCACUGUGAUCCGUUUCUUCAAGAUUAUUCUCAGAAAAAGCCUUGAUGAUGGAUAUCUUAAAAUACCAAUCACGUUCAGUAGGAAACAUGGUAAUAAUAUGCCAAAUCCAGUGUAUCUGAAGCCUCCAGAUGGCACUCAAUGGAAAAUACAUUGGACUAAUAAUGGUGAUGAGAUUCUGUUUCAAAAGGGUUGGAAAGAGUUUGCUACAUUUUACACUUUGGAUAAUGGUCAUUUGUUGUGGUUCAAGUACAAUGGAACUUCUAACAUCAAAGUAAACAUAUUCGACAUGAGUGGCCUCGAAAUUGAGUAUACUUCCAAUGGCCGAAUCGGUGAUGAUAACUUGGUUGAGACUUUGGAGGAACCGCCGCCACGAAGGGGCCGAGGCCGGCCAAAGAAGAAAGUGAUAGCAGAACCAAAGCAAUCAUGUCCUUCUACAAGUAAAAAAAUGAAAAGAGCCAUCAAAACUAAAGACAUGGAUAAAAGCCCCAAUACACAAAACUUGAAGCAGCAUGUCAAGAUCAAGAUUGAAGAAGAUAGUCAAUCUGAAGAGACAGCAGAUAUUAAGCAGCCAAUAGUUCAAUGUGCCAGACCAGAUAUAGAUGUUAUUAGAGAAGCAAGGAAGUUCAAGUCAAAAAAUCCUUCUUUCGUGAUAAAGAUUAGGCAAAAGCACCAAGCAGGAUCACCAGCAAGUCUUCCAGUUUGCUUCUUCAGAAUGUACUUCGAGAACACGAAGCAGUCUGCAACUCUACAUGUUGGAAAGAAGCAGUGGCAUGCAACAUUGAUCUAUUAUCCAUAUAAGAAGAGUGCCAUUAUCUCUAAUUGGCGCUUGUUCGUUAAAGAAAAUAACAUAAAAGCCGGAGAUGUUUGUAUCUUUGAGCUCAUUAACAGACAAGAUCCAGAGCUUAAGGUUCAUAUUCGUCGAAGCCAUGAUUAGCGAAUGACAAUGCUUGUGUUGCAGAUCAAUGGUGUAUGUUCAGGGAUCAAGAGUUUUCAUCACACCUAAAUGGUUGCAUUGAAGUGAUAUCUCCUUACUACCAUAACUAGAAAUGUAUCAGUGAUCAAUGCAGAAACAACACAUAUAGAAUUAGAGACUGUUGGUAGUAUAAGAUGUUAUUUGGACAAAGUACCUAAUCAAAAGUUAUCCAACUACUUAUUUUCAAAGCAAUUAUGGUUUGAAUCCUAUUUCACUCAU
Messenger RNA from Arachis stenosperma, 1380 nucleotides. Its product is annotated as B3 domain-containing transcription factor VRN1-like. The transcript is spliced from 4 exons. The record is from RefSeq and is a predicted model, not a curated record. Bases 148 to 1122 code for a protein of 324 amino acids. Gene Ontology annotation, molecular function: DNA binding. Lineage: Eukaryota; Viridiplantae; Streptophyta; Magnoliopsida; Fabales; Fabaceae.